GUGAUGUAUUGAUGUACUGUUUCUUGCCUUAUCGCCCGGCCGUCCGGCUGCAACUCAAGCUCGCCUUAUCUUGUCUCGGUCUCGUCUCGCGGUCCCCAUCUGUGCUGGCCCCCCUCCCGCCUCCUACUGGCCCCGUCUGGGCUUUUUGUGGCCCUCGCUCCUCAACAGAGACCGGAUUCGAUGACUGACUCCUGACUGAGUGAGGAGCGGGCGGUCCUGACACGCUUCCUGCUCUCCUGCUCCUCCGCGGCCAGGAUACUCGUGUUUCCCCAUACGUCUAGUCUAUUACGCAGCACGAACCACAAGGGACCCUUUCUGCCAGGGUCCCUCCAGUCCCAUCCAUCCCCUCGCGUCGCGGCUCUCAACAACCCACCCCGACCGCGAAAGCACGGUACAAAUUUGUCCCAUGGGGCGAACCAGCAUGCCGGCUGGAGACACCACGGGGUAUCGAGCCCUCCCUCGUGGGGUGCGCCGGUCCUGCUCGCGAACUCGACCGGGGCCGCCGGCCGUCUUCGUAGAAAAUAAAUAGACGGCUCUGCCAGACGUUCCCUCCUUUCCC
Molecule: messenger RNA, 559 nt
Organism: Microdochium trichocladiopsis
Lineage: Eukaryota; Fungi; Ascomycota; Sordariomycetes; Xylariales; Microdochiaceae
Exons: 1
Source: RefSeq, a predicted model, not a curated record